This is a messenger RNA of Sinocyclocheilus anshuiensis, 1137 nucleotides long. Its product is annotated as methyltransferase 6, methylcytidine. The transcript is spliced from 6 exons. The coding region runs from base 230 to 1102 and encodes 290 amino acids. Lineage: Eukaryota; Metazoa; Chordata; Actinopteri; Cypriniformes; Cyprinidae. The record is from RefSeq and is a predicted model, not a curated record.
UCCUUUAUCACCGCAAUAGCUUUUGCGCGAGUAAGACAGAUGCCGAGUAGAACGACGAGAUGCUGCGUUUUAGAACAAUCAGUUUCUUAUUAAACAUGCGAAUAUUUUACUCUUAAUCAUUUACCACGCUUAAUAUACAGGUAGAUUAAGUACACGUGUGUACCUGAAACUGCUGUUGUUUGCGUUUGUCAUUGAGUUUUAAUCGGAAAGAUCGGGAGCACAGACAGUCAUGUCAGUGACAGGUGAUUUGGACUCGCUGGAAUCCAGUCCUGCUUCUCCUCAUCAGUCCAGUGGUCUGAGUGAAAGGACCCUGACAUCAGAAGAGCUGGAGAAACUCAGGAAUGACCGCGUCUUAGUCUCGGACUUUAAGCAGCAGAAACUCGAAAUGGAUGCUCAGAAAAACUGGGACUUGUUUUAUAAAAGAAACACGACGAACUUUUUCAAAGACAGGCACUGGACUACCAGAGAGUUUGAAGAACUGAAAAACUGCAGAGAGUCUCAGGGGCAGAAGCUGGUGUUAUUGGAGGCUGGCUGUGGGGUUGGAAACUGUAUUUUCCCUCUUCUGGAAGAGGAUCUCAGUAUCUUCAUUUAUGCUUGUGACUUCUCUCCACGAGCUGUUGAGUUUGUGAAGCAAAAUGCCUUGUAUUGCACCAAGCGAUGCCUUGCGUUUCAGUGUGACCUCACUAAAGAUGAUCUCCAGGCCACCAUACAAGUGGAGACAGUGGAUGUAGCCACAUUGAUAUUUGUUCUGUCUGCAAUUCAUCCUGACAAGAUGCAGAAAGCCCUGGAACAGAUUUAUAAGGUAUUAAGACCAGGAGGUAUUGUUCUCUUCAGGGACUAUGGACUUUAUGAUCAUGCCAUGUUGAGGUUUAAGUCGGGCAAUAAGCUGGGCGAGAGUUUCUACGUAAGACAGGAUGGGACCCGCUCCUUUUUCUUCUCAAGAGAGUACUUGGCUGGAUUGUUCCAACAGGCAGGAUUUGAGACUCUAGUGAACGAGUAUGUGUUGAGAGAAACUGUGAAUAAAAAAGAGGGCCUGUGUGUUCCCCGAGUGUUCCUGCAGAGUAAAUUUCUCAAAUCUGUUCCAUCAUUAUCACCAGCAUAAAUGUCACAUUUUUGUAAAUGUAUUUUUCAAAGUGU